Molecule: messenger RNA, 1733 nt
Organism: Metopolophium dirhodum (rose-grain aphid)
Lineage: Eukaryota; Metazoa; Arthropoda; Insecta; Hemiptera; Aphididae
Exons: 1
Coding region: 135-1631 (498 amino acids)
Biological process (GO): regulation of transcription by RNA polymerase II
Cellular component (GO): nucleus
Molecular function (GO): double-stranded DNA binding
Source: RefSeq, a predicted model, not a curated record
CCGAUAAACAAGAUUAAAUUGACAUAGACAUUAGACCUAUUGAUUGACGUGCUUAUAGGAACUAUUGUCAGUAGUGUUUCGGCAUUCACCGUCACCAUUUAACCGAUAUUUUUCAAUUUUAUACGAUUUUAAACAUGCCGAAAGCAAAAUCGUCUGUAAGUAGCUGUUUACACAGUUAUGUCAAUGAAUACGGGAACAAUAUUUUUUCUAGUGAUGGUGAAGUGUUAUUUUGUAAAGUGUGUAAUGUUAAAGUCUCAGCAUUGAAACGAUAUACUGUAGAACAACACAUAAGUCGAGAAAAACAUACUCGGGGAGUUGAGCGACAAAAAGAAAGCGAAAAACCAAAAACUCAAUUAUUGCUGACUGAUACAAGUAUUACAUCAAAAAAAUCGUCAUUUAAUUUGGAACUAUGUCAAACAUUAUUAUUAGCUAAUAUUCCGCUUAAUAAAUUAAACAACGAACACUUUCGAAAAUUUUUAGAAAAAUAUAUUAAAGUUGAUAUCCCAGAUGAGUCAACUUUACGUAAGAAUUAUGUUGAAUUAUGUUACAAUGAUACAAUGCAAAAAAUUCGAGACUACGUUGGAAAUAAAAAAAUUUGGGUCAGCAUGGACGAAACAACAGAUGUUGAAGGGCGAUACGUGGUAAAUGUCAUUAUUGGGACUUUGGAAUUAGAAAACGCUGGAAAAAUAUUUUUGCUGCAUACCGACGUUUUGGAAAAAGCAAAUAAUUCAAAAAUCGCCAAAAUGUUUGAUAAAUCUAUGUUUAUACUAUGGCCUCUUGGUAUUAAACAUGACAACGUUUUACUUUUUUUAUCUGACGCAGCUCCAUACAUGGUAAAAGCAGGAAAAGUUAUACAAAACCUAUAUUCCAAAAUGAUACACGUAACUUGCAUGGCACAUGCGGUUCAUAGAGUGGCUGAAGAAAUUAGGACAAAUUUUCAAGAUAUAAAUAAACUUAUAUCAAAUGUUAAAAAAGUAUUUCUGAAAGCGCCAUAUCGAGUAGAAAUUUUUAAAACUAUUGCUCCCGGAAUUCCUUUGCCACCUGAACCCGUACUCACGCGCUGGGGAACAUGGAUAAAUGCAGCAAAUUAUUAUUGUGAGCAUUUAUCUGAUAUAAAAAAAGUGAUUCUGGAAUUAGACAAAAAUGAUUCAGUCGCAAUUAAAGACACAAUAGAACAAGUGUUAAACCCAAGUUUGGAAACAAAUUUAAUUUAUUUAAAAUCUAACUUUGGAUUUAUACCUUCGGAAAUAACUCAGUUAGAGACGUCUGGGAUGUUAUUAUCAGAGUCAAUUAAAUGCAUAAAAAAAAUUGAGUCUUUAAUCCAAAAAGCUCCAAAUAAAAUCGGACAAACAAUAGCAACCAAAAUGGAGAAUGUCAUUUUAAAGAAUAAUGGAUUUAAAAUUGUAACUAACAUCUCUGAAAUGCUAGAUGGCAAAAGCGCAAGAGGAGAAGAUAUUCCAGAAGAUUUAACUACUGAUGACAUGACCUACUUCAAGUAUGCACCCAUAACGUCCGUUGAUGUUGAAAGAAGUUUUUCAUCAUACAAAAAUUUAUUAACUGAUCGACGUCGUCAUCUUUUGUUUGAUAACAUCAGACACAUAUUAAUUGUACAAUGCAACAAUGCAAUAUGAAUAUUAUUAUAACAUCAACAUCCCAACACUAAUAAUAAAAAUAUUUUUAAUAUUAUUUUUUUUUAUUUAUAUUUUACUUUUUAAUUUAUUUUUAAUAUUGAA